This is a messenger RNA of Acaulospora colombiana, 469 nucleotides long. Lineage: Eukaryota; Fungi; Glomeromycota; Glomeromycetes; Diversisporales; Acaulosporaceae. The record is from the annotation of a GenBank genome assembly.
AUGCUUAUCUCCAUCUCGUCAUUAUUCGACCCAACGAAUUGUCAAAAAUCCCCUCGAAUCCAUCCAAUAUUACGAUUAUUCUCAAAUAGGUUCGCCCACCGAUUUCUCAUUAAAUGAUUUCAUCAUUCUUCCCAAUCAUUUUACGCCUUCCGAACAAAAAUUUCUCUCGGAUCAAUCCUUGAAAAAGCUGAAGAGGAUUCUUGGUAAACAGGUGAUUUAUCAAGAUGGACAUUUUGACGGUGUCAUACAUGGUUAUCGAGAAUGCCAAGCUUCACACUGGGGCGAAGAUGAAGAUAGGAUAAUGGAGGUUUUCCACCAAAAAGUUUACAGCCUUUUUCCCGAAAAUAUUCAUUGGUUACCUACACAUAUUUUGGAGUUAUCAGAGUGUGGCGGGAUUAGAGAGCAUGUUGAUCAUGUUGAGGUUGUACAUUCUGCUUUUUCGGACCUCUCUAGUUCAAUGUUUGAUUAA